Molecule: messenger RNA, 2429 nt
Organism: Cricetulus griseus (Chinese hamster)
Lineage: Eukaryota; Metazoa; Chordata; Mammalia; Rodentia; Cricetidae
Source: RefSeq, a predicted model, not a curated record
GAUUGAAGUCAUGGCCAUUCUUUUUGCUGUUGUUGCCAGGGGAACCACUAUCCUUGCCAAACAUGCCUGGUGUGGAGGAAACUUCCUGGAGGUGACAGAGCAGAUUCUGGCUAAGAUACCUUCUGAAAAUAAUAAACUAACUUACUCACAUGGCAAUUACUUGUUUCAUUACAUCUGCCAAGACAGGAUUGUGUAUCUUUGUAUCACUGAUGAUGAUUUUGAGCGCUCUCGAGCCUUCAGUUUUCUGAAUGAAGUAAAAAAGAGAUUCCAAACUACUUACGGUUCAAGAGCACAGACUGCACUUCCAUAUGCCAUGAAUAGCGAGUUCUCGAGUGUUUUGGCUGCACAACUGAAGCAUCACUCCGAAAAUAAAGGGCAAGACAGAGUGAUGGAGACUCAAGCACAAGUGGAUGAACUGAAAGGAAUCAUGGUCAGAAACAUAGAUUUGGUUGCUCAACGUGGUGAAAGAUUGGAAUUACUGAUAGAUAAAACAGAAAACCUUGUGGAUUCAUCUGUAACUUUCAAAACUACCAGCAGAAAUCUUGCUCGAGCCAUGUGUAUGAAGAAUAUCAAGCUUACUAUCAUCAUCAUCAUUGUAUCAAUUGUGUUCAUCUAUAUCAUUGUGUCACCUCUCUGUGGUGGGUUUACAUGGCCAAGCUGUGUGAAGAAAUAAGAAAGAAAAAGUUAACCAAGGGUGUGAAAGUGAAAGGAGAUAAAGUCAAUCCAUGUGACUCAUGCUUUUUACUACUCUCAGAAAGUAUCUGCCAGUUUCUUUAAUCUUCUUUUCACUUUUUCUUGUUUUAAUAGUAUUAUAUACCUCUAGAUUUAUCUUUGCCCUGACAUAUAGUUUAUUUUAAUGAACUUCACAUUGAACCAAUAUUUACAGGAGUGUCUUCAAAGUGGCAUUUAUUUCUUUUUUUUUAAAGUAGAACCUUCUACUUAGAAAGACAUUUUUGUUUUUAACACACAAAGCUUUUGCCAAGGUGGAAACCACCAUUCUUACAACCUGUCUGCUAAAACUGUCUGGGAAUUUUGUAUGUUCACACAAAAUUAUUGGGAGACAGAUUGUAUUGCUAACAUCUCAUUUUAGUCUCUUUUGUUAUGGGAGAGUUUUGGGUGCUUCAAAAUAACAUAGAUAAUUUUGGGAAUUGUAAUAAAUUGUUGGUGCUGCUUAUAUCCAGGAGCCCAUACAGGUAAUGUAUUUAUCAUUUUUAUUUCAUUAAGGUGGAAGCAUUUUGCUAGCUCAUUAGAAGCACAAGAAUUAUACCUGUCCUCCCAGUAUUUACUUUCUUAAAGGUCAGUGAAUUAUUUAUUCAUACUCCAGAUAGUUUAAUACCUUCUGUUUCUCCAUUACAAAGUUGAAUUGAGAAGGUGAAUUAAGUACAUUGAAGAUUAUGGGUUUUACAUAUUAUUUUUUCUUCUGGGCAAAAUUUUGAGAAAUGUGUUAAUAAAAUAUGUAACAGAGGGUAGGGGAGACAAAUACCUCUGGUUUAUCAAAGAAAAAGAAGUGAGCCUCAGUAAAAUUGUAAGCAUUUUAGCCUCACAAAAUGCAGUUAUAUGGGAAGGUUUUUUUUUCCAUUCUGGGAAAAGCCAAACUGAAUACAGUCAGAAGUCAACUCCAGGAUUUGGAUUUAACUUCUGUUGACUAAUAGUUUGAUCUUUCUUUAUGAUUUAUUAAAUUCUUUUAUCUGCCUAAUUUUGAGUAAUUGUAAAACAUGAACGAGAAUAGACAGUAUAAUUAUAUAGAAAUAAUACAAAAUAUCUUAACAUACAUUUACUGUAGAAUAAGAAAAUCUGAAUGUAAUGCUGCUUCAUCUACUCUGGCUUCAGUUAUUUAGUAGUUGGUGGCUAUCUGAAAUCAAGAUAUUUUUGCCCUAGAUGUAAUUGCAUUUAUUUAUCCAUUGGUGAGAUUAAAUAUAAGUGAUAUUACAUUUUAUUCUUUACUCAAUGAAAACAAUAAAUUAGUGUUUUGAACUCAGCCAACUGUUUAGCCUAGUCAUGUGCCUUGAAUAUGUCUGUAUAUGACCUAUAAUCAGAAUCUUGGUACCUCUUCUUCCACAUUCAUGCUACCUGUUUCAUUUAGUUGACAUACCUAAUGCUCAUAGGAAAUCUUUUGUUCAUCAGUCAUAGCACAAUGUUAGUUCCAGACAUUUCUAUGAGCACCAAUUCAUUAUAAUUAUAUAAUUAUUUCCUAUUAGUAAAUACAUUCAUUCUCAAAAAAAUUUUGACAUUCCCAAGUAAUAAAUUGAAGGCUUAAAAUUUAUUUCCUUUUCUUAUGUGCACCCAAAUAAAAUUUAUGUGCAUGUUUUAGGGCUUACUUAAAUGUUCCUUUCUCUAUUUAUGUAUAAGAAUGCUUUUUACAGCACAUGUCUCAUUGUAAAUGAUGCACAAAUUGAAGACAUUAAUAAAAGUUAAGAAUAAUACAUUGA